Messenger RNA from Loa loa (African eye worm), 1836 nucleotides. Its product is annotated as CMGC/MAPK/JNK protein kinase. Gene Ontology annotation, biological process: protein phosphorylation; JNK cascade. The record is from RefSeq and is a predicted model, not a curated record. The transcript has 11 exons. Lineage: Eukaryota; Metazoa; Nematoda; Chromadorea; Rhabditida; Onchocercidae. Bases 1 to 1836 code for a protein of 611 amino acids. Gene Ontology annotation, molecular function: JUN kinase activity; ATP binding. Gene Ontology annotation, cellular component: cytoplasm; nucleus.
AUGUCAUCCUCGCAACAUACUGCCUUGGAUCGCAAAGACUACCUCCACUGCACUGCAAGAACUUGUACUGCAAGCCACGACACACAACAUCAAUCUACGCAAGCCGGACAUACUUUGCUGGGAGCAGAUAGUCCAACUGGUGUUCACGGUGGUAGAGCCUCGUUGGGGUCAAUCAUACGGGGCACCAAGGGACAUUUAUUCAGUAUACUUGGUAGUGUCACACAGUGGCUGGGAAGUUCGAAUUCAGGUGGUCGUGACGAUUGCGAGACAGAAGCGAUUUCGCUCGACAGUUGCGCAAGCGUUUUGGAGCCGUCCUAUCUUGAAGGCGUUUAUCCAACUCCCAUGGCUUCCACUUCUGCUGCAUCCGAAUUUUACAACGUUGACAUCAAUGACACACGUUUGUGUGUUUUGAAGCGCUAUCAAAAUUUAAGGAUAAUCGGGUCUGGUGCACAGGGUGUCGUAUGUGCUGCACAUGAUACUCUUCGUGAUGAGCAAGUCGCUAUUAAGAAGCUGAGUCGUCCGUUCCAAAAUGUGACGCAUGCUAAACGAGCUUACAGAGAGUUCAAAUUGAUGAAUCUUGUCAACCAUAAAAAUAUAAUUGGAUUGUUGAAUGCAUUCACACCUCAAAAAACACUCGAUGAAUUUUCCGAUUUGUACAUAGUAAUGGAACUUAUGGAUGCUAAUUUAUGCCAAGUAAUCCAAAUGGACUUAGAUCAUGAAAGGAUGUCCUAUUUGUUGUAUCAAAUGUUAUGUGGUAUCAGACACUUGCAUGCUGCGGGUAUCAUACACCGGGAUCUCAAACCGAGCAAUAUUGUUGUUAAAAGUGAUUGUAGUUUGAAAAUAUUGGAUUUUGGUUUAGCGCGAAGUGCCGGUGAUUCAUUUAUGAUGACGCCAUAUGUUGUAACACGUUACUAUCGUGCACCUGAAGUUAUACUAGGGAUGGGAUACAAAGAUAAUGUUGAUGUUUGGUCAACGGGCUGUAUAUUCGGCGAAAUGAUUCGUGGUAGUGUAUUGUUUCCGGGCAGUGAUCAUAUUGACCAGUGGACCAAAAUUGUUGAGCAGCUUGGUACUCCUUCACCGAUGUUCAUGCGUCGCUUGCAAUCAACUGUCCGAAAUUAUGUGGAAAAUCGGCCCCAUUUCCUUGGUUUUCCAUUCGAUAAGCUCUUCCCGGAUGAAUUAUUUCCAGCUAGCAGCAGUUCUGACUCACGACUUACUGUUGAUAUAUGGUCGAUUGGCUGUAUUUUUGGUGAACUCAUUCGUGGCCGAGUUCUUUUCCCUGGUACGGAUCAUAUUGACCAGUGGUCAAAAAUCAUUGAGCAGCUGGGAACACCCGGACGAGAUUUUAUGCAGAAGUUGCAAGCAACUGUGAGGAGCUAUGUGGAGAAUCGUCCUAGGCAUCCCGGUCUUCCAUUUGAGAUUCUCUUUAGUGAUAAUAUAUUUCCAAAGCCAGCAACCAACAGUGCACUUUGCCCAGCGCAAGCACGUGAUUUGCUGUCGAAAAUGCUGGUGAUCGAUCCCGAAAAGCGCAUAUCAGUGGAUGAAGCUCUGAAACAUCCUUAUGUUUAUGUGUGGUUCGACGAAGCUGAAGUUUAUGCUCCACCACCAGAACAAUACAAUCAUAGUAUUGACUCGAGAGAUCAUACAGUUGAACAGUGGAAAGAACUAAUAUUCAAAGAAAUCAUGCACUACGAGCAAACGCAUGACGAAUAUGGAAUAAAGAAAUCGUUAAAUUGUACAUCAGCUGCUGCACCAUCGUCUUCAUCAUCAUCAUUUCAGAACAUUGAGCAUGGUGAUUGCUCAACAACUGGAAGUACUCUGGUUACAAAUGGCUUGUGA